AUGGCGCCGCCAGAGGUGGACUUGAGAGCGUUCGUGCCUAUGGAAUCACAGCGGGAGGAACGAACUCCCGCUCGUCCGGUCGGCGGUGGCGGUGACGAGUUUUCAAGGGAUGCAUCUUCGCGGGAAGAGGAGGCAUCCCGACAACAAGAGUUGUUGGGGGAGCAGUUGCGGUUACAAGAAGCAAACUUGCAGGAGAUGCGUGACCAGGAGAUGCGGAUGCAAGAACUCAGCAGACAGUUACAAGCCGAGAGGGAAGAACUGGAGCUACUGCGAAGACAGCCGCUGCAACCUGAGGAACCCGACGUCCAACCAGAUGAAGAGACGGCGCCCGCCAAACCGUCUUUUUUGAGGCGGUGCGUAAACCUGCUCGCCUGUGGGGCCGGGAAGAAACGUUCUGAAUCGGAGGAGGCACACGCAGAGGGAGACCCGCAGGAACACAACAGCGACGAAGACAGCGAAGGCCCAGACGUCCACGAUCUAAGACCAGUCGGCAAUGCCGACUGGGUCAACUCUCGCACACCCCGUAUCACGUAA
This is a messenger RNA of Gregarina niphandrodes, 534 nucleotides long. RefSeq lists its product as hypothetical. Bases 1 to 534 code for a protein of 177 amino acids. The record is from RefSeq and is a predicted model, not a curated record. The transcript has a single exon. Lineage: Eukaryota; Apicomplexa; Conoidasida; Eugregarinorida; Gregarinidae.